This is a messenger RNA of Arachis duranensis, 2331 nucleotides long. RefSeq lists its product as uncharacterized. The transcript has 15 exons. The coding region runs from base 211 to 2205 and encodes 664 amino acids. The record is from RefSeq and is a predicted model, not a curated record. Lineage: Eukaryota; Viridiplantae; Streptophyta; Magnoliopsida; Fabales; Fabaceae.
GAACUAAAGAGAAGUAGAGACACGUUGUUUGGGAUAGACAACACAGACCGUGACGCGUGAGGGUGGCGACUGGUCACAGUCCCAUAAGAAGAAAGUUGAAAGCAGAAGGCAGAGUCAGAUAAAGAAAGGGUUCGUUCGGUCAACGGAAAACACACGGACACCGAAAUUCGAGAGAGAGAGAGAGAGAGAGAGAGAGAGGUUGAUUGAUCGAUGGCGGCUGCGACGACGUCAUAUCUAUCGCCGACGCAGAAGUACGCUGCAGGAGCCCUCUUCGGGCUUGCCCUUCACCAGGCCCACCUUCACCAGACCCACCCCCUUGGUUUGCAUUUCUAUUCCGACGACGAUCAACCCUCCACCAGCGACUCCGCCGCAGUUUCCGAGGAUCCCCACCUUUGGGUCCACCACUCCUCCGGUCUCCUCCACCCCGUUUUCAAGUAUCUAGAUAUUGAUUCUGGGGCUUGGUCUGGACUUGAAGAAACUGCUGGCUCUUCUUCUGCUUCGCGUCAUGUGGGACCCUUCUUGAGAUUAUUAUCAGCAGAUUUUGAUGAUGAUUCUCAAAGGUCAGAUCAAGAACUUGCUUUGUCAGAAGCUGUUGAUGCAAUGGCAUGUACCCUGGAAAAAAUUCAAGAGUCUUCAGUGUCUAAAAGAGAGAAGAUCCGUGAAUACGAGCACCAAUGUCGUGAAAAGUUUUCAAAUUCAGAAGCUCCAUCAGAGUCUGAGAAGGAAGAUAUGCAUUUCGAAACUCCGCACAUGCCUGAAACACCUUAUUUUGAUUGUAAAAACCCACCUCAGGGAUCUACUAUUAACAAAAUUGAUGAAAGUCCAAUUGAAGAGGUAACAAUGCUCAGCUAUCAAAGGAAAAUAACAGUUCUCUAUGAACUGCUCACUGCUUGCUUGUCAGAUUUAGGUGAAGGAAACAAGAAAUAUACUCGUAGAAGAAGGGGUUAUGAUGCUCGACAACGUGUGGCUCUUCGCUUGCUCACAACUUGGCUUGAUAUCCAGUGGAAAAAAAUGGAAGCCAUUGAGACUAUAGUUGCCAGUUCUGCAAUGGCUUUAAUUAAAGAGCAAGAAUCAAAUAAAGAGGAAUCUCAAUCAAAAGAAAGCAAAUGGGCUAAAUGGAAGCGAGGUGGUAUUAUAGGUGCAGCUGCAAUAACAGGGGGAGCUUUAAUGGCUAUUACCGGUGGAUUAGCUGCCCCAGCAAUUGCUGCAGGACUUGGUGCCAUGGCUCCAACUUUGGGUACUUUGAUCCCUAUAAUUGGAGCUGGUGGAUUUGCUGCAGCUGCUAGUGCUGCUGGAACUGUUGCUGGUUCUGUUGCUGUUGCUGCAUCAUUUGGAGCUGCUGGAGCUGGACUUACUGGAACCAAAAUGGCUAGGAGAGUUGGGAGUGUGGAUGGGUUUGAAUUUAAAGCUAUAGGAGAAACCCAUAACCAAGGUAGGCUAGGGGUUGAGAUCCUGAUCUCUGGAUUUGUCUUUGAGGAGGAGGAUUUUAUAAGGCCAUGGGAUGGAUUAAAUGACAACCUGGAGAGGUAUGCACUGCAGUGGGAGUCCAAGAAUCUAAUUGCCGUGAGCACUGCGAUUCAGGAUUGGCUUACUUCAAGAAUUGCGAUGGAGCUGAUGAAGCAAGGUGCAAUGAUGACUGUUAUGAGUGCACUUUUAACUGCAUUGGCUUGGCCAGCUACCUUACUUGCAGCAACUGAUUUCAUAGACAGCACGUGGACAAUCGCUAUUGACAGAUCAGACAAGGCUGGAAAGUUGCUUGCUGAAGUGUUGUUGGGAGGAUUGCAGGGAAAUAGGCCUGUGACACUUGUAGGUUACUCACUUGGGGCCAGAGUUAUUUACAAAUGUCUAGAGUGCUUGGCUGAAACAGAACACAGUGCUGAACUAGUAGAAAGAGUUGUUCUUCUUGGAGCACCCAUUCCAAUCAAGGAUGAGAACUGGGAAGCAGCUAGAGAGAUGGUAUCAGGAAGAUUUGUAAAUGCUUAUUCAAGGAAUGACUGGAUGCUUGGAGUUGCUUUCCGUGCCAGUCUGCUUUCUCAAGGAUUAGCUGGAAUCCAACCAGUUGAUAUUCCUGGUAUCCAAAAUGUUGAUGUGACAGAUCUUAUUUACGGUCAUUCUUCUUAUCUUUGGGCCACACAAAAGAUCUUAGACCAACUUGAAUUAGAUUCCUACUAUCCUGUAUAUAAUAGCAUUCUUUGUCAUUUCUGAUCACCCCUCCACCCUCUCUUUUAUUCCUUGUUUGACAGUGGAGCAAGUACAUAAUAUGGGGGUGUGGAAACUACUAAAUACAUAUAAAGAAGGAUACAAGAGGAAUGAGAAGAUAUUUUAAUGCAA